Saccoglossus kowalevskii is the source of this 1600-nucleotide messenger RNA. RefSeq lists its product as uncharacterized. Gene Ontology annotation, molecular function: protein binding. The record is from RefSeq and is a predicted model, not a curated record. NCBI's taxonomy places the organism in Eukaryota, Metazoa, Hemichordata, Enteropneusta, Harrimaniidae.
CGAGGUGUAAACGACUGAGGCGGGGCUUCGCUGACAACCUACCGAUUUCGCUAAGUGACUACCGUAAUUAUAUAAUGAGUGUGAAUUUUUAUUAGACGCCGUAGAGUUAGUACGGCUAAAAGGAAGUGGUCCUAAUUUUGUAUUCAUCACGCUCGCUUUGCCUCGUAAGGCGUGCUCUAUGCUGUACUGUGCCACCAAAGCAUUAAUACACGAACAGGCAUUUCUAUAGGAUUUUUCAUUACGAGUUCGCCUACUGUAUUGCCGUGGUCGAGAGCAGAGAACCGACUCUUUGUUAUUCACAAUAGGUCUCAUUAUGGCGUCUUUAUCAGCCAUGGUGUACUGGAGCGCGUUACGUCUCUCUCUACUCUCGCUCACACUGGUAUGGACACAUGGAUUUGAAUUUCAAACGACAUAUCUACAAGAUUCGAGUCAGCCAUACAAAUGCAAACACAAUAUAAGUUACACGACAGGUGAGGUGUUCUCCCACCAGGGUGUACAAGAGAAAACGUACCAAGAAAACAUGGACUGCUCGGUAAUUAUUCAUACGGAGAUUGGUCAGAGAAUAAACAUACGUUUCGACUUUUUCGAUCUUUCGUCCAUGUACAACACUGUUUCGAACGAAUGCAGUAGUAGCGGCGAUAGAGUGCAUAUUUACGACACUGGGGAUUUGAUGACGAUAAGGAUAGGCGUUGGAACGCCGCAAGUCACGCUUUGUGGUGCCAUGGGAAAGUUCCCGGAUGACUACCAGUCGUCAGGGAAUGUCGUCACACUCAGGUUUAUUAGCGACAAAAAAAAGUCAGCAGAUUUGGGAUUUAAGUUUAUCUACACAUCGUUUUAUACCCCAGGAGAACCUGAAGCCGAAUGUUUCACGUGCGAAGAUAACUCGAUGUGUGUUUCUCAAGAUUUAGUAUGCAAUGGGGUGAAUAAUUGCAAUGACGACAGUGACGAAAGUGAUACCACUUGUAACGAAGCACCUCCAGGAAUUUUCGCUCUCGGCGUUGGAGUGCUUGGGAUCGGCGUGGUCGCCAUCGUGGGAGCCACAAUUGGAGUCGUUUUCCUUAUCAUACUGAUCGUAUGUAUUGUAUGCUGCUGUAGAUUGCGUAAAUCUGGCAACGGUAGUCAUAACAACAACACAGCUUCUCGACCAACAUCGUAUCCGAACCAUUCUAAUCACAAUCACAACAGUCACAGUCACUCGCCGAUUCCUCGAUAUCCUAACGCGCACGCCCCUCCCCCACCACCAAGCACGUCGCCGUACCCGUCUCUUGCAGGAUACCCAAUGUAUCACAACGGAGGGACACAUCACCUGGGCUCAGGUGUUAUGUACCACCACAGUCACGAAUCUGUUGACCUGCCCCAGAAGUUAUAAGAGCAACUGAUGAUGGAUAUUUAUUCGUGAUGGAAACGUAUAUAACAUGUUGUUUAUUUAUUUGGACGUGUUUGUAAAGUGUUUAUAUCUGCUGCACACAUUUGUCACGUGGCACAAGAUGAAUAUAUGCCUGAACCAAGGAACUCAGAUUAUGACGUAUUGUGGUUGUUUUCUCCAGGCGGCUCAGUUUGUUCUACAAUACCACCAUAAUCCCUGGAUCAGCAUGUCACC